CAGUGCCCGAAGGUCCAACCAGACCUGCAGGGAUGGUCCAGAGGAAAGAUGUGGUGCUGUCCGUCCUCCUGCAGCUCCAGGAGGCCACAGAGAGCUCCGGCCUGGAUGCUCUGACCGGACUGGCUCUGGAGGUCCAGCAAGUCCUUGCUCCCUUCCAGCUCCCAGCAGCCCCCUGUCAGGAGCUGCCAGAGUGGGUCAGCGUGGAUGAAAAGGCCAGGGGGUUGUACCCCGCUGAUGCACCCAGGGGUCUCCUGCCGCUGAAUUGCAACGGGGAAGGCAACUUGCUGUUUGAUGCCGUGAGCAUGUUGCUUGUGGGUUCCACUGCACUUAGCUUGGAGCUACAGGUGCGGACUGUGGUGGAAAUGGUGCUCUGGAAGAGCUACUACUUGUCUGGGAUGAUCGAUUCAAAAAUGAUGCUUCAGGCUGUUCGCUUCAGUCUGAGUGCAGAAGAGUCUGAAGACAUGGUCAACUUGCCGCCGUCAGUCCUGGAGGCCAUCUUUGAUGCGGACGUCAAGGCCUCCUGCUUCCCUGGCUCGUAUGCUAACAUGUGGCACGUGUACGCCCUGUCGUCGGUUCUUCGGUUCAACAUCUACUCCAUCUAUCCUAUGUUCAACCUGAAGAUCAGACCCUACUUCAACAGACUCAUACGCCCGAGAGCCAGACCUGAACACUCGGAACUUCAAACUAUACACGUCAUGUGGUCUGGGGAGCUGCAGGCCGAGUCGCUGUUCAGACCUAAUUACUUUGUGGCUCUAGUUGAGCUCAGUCCCCACAUGUCUGUCAGUCUUGACCUAGAGUGCAGGGCGUCUCAGACUAACAGCAGGGAGCAGGCAAACCGUGAACAGCAGCUGUCCUUCCCAAACCUUAAGGACAAGUACAACAUCACCAAGAGGACCUUUUACCGCUGGAAGAGGCAGACGCAGGAACACUGCAAGAAGUCGGCCGCCCGGUACGAAGCAAAGUACUUCCUCCAGGCUUGUUACUUGGAGGGCAAGUUCAUUCCUCUACACCAGUUUAAGAAAUUUUUCCCAGAGAUCUCCAGAUCAUCAUACUAUAACUGGAAACAAGAGCUGCUGAAAACCGGAGGGAACUUCACGUCUUCUUCAGCCGGGGAGAUCAGCCCUGGAGAGAGCACAGAGCAGGAGGCCUGGUCAUCGCCUGAAGCCAACCAGGACGAGGCCGAGCACCAUGACAACGUUGCCAGGAUGUUCGGCCUCAACCUCGGCAAGCUGGAUGCAGAGCGAGCUCACAAUGUGGCGCACAUGCAAGAAGCCAAGCGCUGCUUGCAGAACUACAUCACCAUGAACACCUCCUUCCCUUUCCGGAUCUUCAAGAGAAACUUUCCAGGAAUCUCCAGAUCAACCUACUACAACUGGAGGAGAGAAGCAAUGCUCUUUAACAGAGGCUACAAAGGAACUGUUGGCAGCAGCUCGGACAGCUCGGACGCCGACAAGAGCCAGAGUCCUAUAAGCGGGGCAUCGGCGCUGCCCAGCGAGACCCAGACCCUAGUGCCCAAAGCUCGGAUUAUCAGGAGAAAACACAGAAGCUUCAGGCUGGCGUACUUGAGCAAAAAGCAGCUCAGAGAAUUGGCAAAGUUGCACGUUCAGAAGUCCAAAUGGUCUCUGACAAAGUUCAAGCUCAAGUUCCCGGCCAUGUCCUCUUGUUUCUAUUGGCUGUGGCGCAGCAGCGAGAACCACAAAGCUAAUAUGAGGAUCGGCCAAACUGUGGAGACCAGCGCUCCGGAGAGCCAAGGGAGCUCGUCCAAAGAGCAGCUCCUUUUGGAGAAUCUGGAGAAUCCCAGUCAUCUCCCUGUGGCCUUGGCCCACAAUCACCAGGAGAGUUCUCCACUCCCUUCUUUUGAUGUUGCACAUUCGACACAGAUCUUCCACAGGAAUGUGCCGGUGGUUGAGCACGUGUUUGGCAUGGAUGUUGUGGCACUGGCCAACUUCAAGGCCAAGGCCAAGCUCUUCCUGCAGCAACGUUUCGAGGAGAAGUCCUUUCCCACCUUUAAGGAAUUCCGCUCAUACUUCCCGUUCACUGCGCGCUCCACCUACUACAUGUGGAAGCGAGCUCUGCACCAUGGGGUGUCGCUGGUGCACGGGUGAGUGAGGCUUCCGGUGCACUGGAAACCUGCCCAGGCAGGUGUAACAAUAGAAAUAUGCCCCAGCUUUGAAAAAACUACCUACUCCUGAUAGGAGACUGUGAAAAGUAGUACCGAUGAAUGUCCCCCUCUUGUCCCCCCUCCAACUCAGACCAUUCCUCCCUCCUGGACAUUUGCACGUGUGUGAAAAGACGCUGAGUCAGGGCUAUUGAAACCCUGCGUGCUGCCCCCUCCAAGGCGAAAGGCAGUUCAAAGCAGCUUUUUAAGGGAAGGGGGGUUUCAUCUUCAUUCCAGGCCUUCCCUUUCAUUGGAAUUGCUUUUUGCAGCACCAACUGGAGACAAGUCAGUUUCAUGUUCGAUCCAGCAGGGUUUCUAUCACUUAAUGGUUCUUCAUCUCAGGGAUCUUCUAGCUUGAAGAACAGGUUUUAUCCGAUUUGCACUGAAGUGCCUUCGAAAGCCGAUGGACGUAUUUCUUCACGCAUUGAGUUGCUGUUAAACUUGAUCAUGAACUGAAUGUAGAUCUGUACCUUCCUUCUUUAUUUUAAAACUACCUAUUUUAGCCUCGAGUUGCUUCUAUUUCACAUGUAUUUAUUGUUUUUACUGUAGGUCCUAAGUGGGUGCUGCUAACACUUGAUCGUCUCAACGACAUUUGAUGGUAUUUAAUCCCUAGAGAGAUCCUGAGGGAUCCACUAAGUUAUGAAAAAUGAGGGAUUUUUUUGGAACAGGUCAAACUCGCCCAGGAAUGAAGGAACAGCACAUGUGGGGUUUUGUUAGCUAUUGUGCUCAUGCUAAUGAUCAAGCGGGGGAAGGGCUAAUUUUAUGUAUGCAAGGGACAGAGGUGAGAUAAGAACAGGAACACUCAGGAGUAUGGAGGAGGGUGGGGGUUCUGGUUUUUACAGUCUGGAGACAAUCAAUCAUAACCCUUUUCCUUUGAGUUUCUGUAAACUGCUGAAUGUGCAAAUAAAGGGAAACCAAAAACA
Messenger RNA from Oryzias melastigma (Indian medaka), 3081 nucleotides. RefSeq names its product vertebrae development associated (gene vrtn). Gene Ontology annotation, biological process: regulation of transcription by RNA polymerase II. Gene Ontology annotation, cellular component: chromatin. NCBI's taxonomy places the organism in Eukaryota, Metazoa, Chordata, Actinopteri, Beloniformes, Adrianichthyidae. The record is from RefSeq and is a predicted model, not a curated record.